Eutrema salsugineum is the source of this 1581-nucleotide messenger RNA. Its product is annotated as abscisic acid 8'-hydroxylase 4. The coding region runs from base 1 to 1470 and encodes 489 amino acids. The transcript is spliced from 10 exons. The record is from RefSeq and is a predicted model, not a curated record. Gene Ontology annotation, molecular function: oxidoreductase activity, acting on paired donors, with incorporation or reduction of molecular oxygen; heme binding; iron ion binding. Lineage: Eukaryota; Viridiplantae; Streptophyta; Magnoliopsida; Brassicales; Brassicaceae. Gene Ontology annotation, biological process: multicellular organism development; brassinosteroid biosynthetic process; sterol metabolic process.
AUGGAGCAUCUUUGCCUCUGUCCCCUCGUAGCUCUCCUGGUCUGCGCAGUGACAUUACUAACACUCAGAAAAAUACUCAAAAUCGUGAUCCAAGAUAGAGAGAAAUCAACGGCUGAUAUUCCUCCGGGAAGCCAUGGUUUUCCGGUGAUCGGAGAAACACUUCAGUUCAUGCUUUCCGUUAACAGCGGCAAAGGUUUCUACGAAUUCGUCCGUACUCGCCGUAUCAGAUACGGAAGUUGCUUUAGGACAAGUUUGUUCGGAGAGACGCACGUGUUCCUGUCGACGACCGAGUCAGCUCGGGCGGUUCUGAACAACGAGUCAGGGAUGUUCACGAAACGAUACAUAAAAUCCAUCGCUGAGCUUGUAGGUGAUCGGAGCCUUCUGUGUGCUUCUCAUCACCAUCAUAAGAUUCUUCGUAGCCGUUUGAUCAACUUGUUCUCCAAAAAAUCUACGGCUAUGAUGGUUAGACACUUUGAUGAACUCAUCGUCGACGCUCUUAGUGGAUGGCAACACCGUGGUACAGUGGUCUUGCUCACAGAUUUGCUCCAGAUAACAUUCAAAGCAAUGUGUAAGAUGUUAAUAAGUCUAGAAGCCGAAGAAGAAUUGGGUUCCUUGCAAAAAGAUGUGGGCUUUGUUUGUGAAGCCAUGCUCGCUUUUCCUCUCAAUUUACCUUGGACUAGAUUUCAUAAGGGCAUCAUGGCAAGAGGAAGAGUUAUGAAGAUGUUAGAAAAGAUAAUUAGAGAAAGGAGAAAUGAAACCAAUAGCCAUAAUAACUAUCAUGAAGAUUUUCUGCAGCAGCUUCUUGCAGUAGAUAACGACAACUCUUCUUCGUCUUCUGAUCAUUCUACUAAGUUGACUGAUGCUGAUAUUAAGGACAAUCUUUUGACCAUGAUCAUUGCAGGACAAGACACGACGGCUAGUGCUUUAACAUGGAUGGUUAAAUACCUCGGUGAAAAUCAGAAGGUUUUGGAUAUUCUUAUUGAAGAACAAUCUCAGAUUGCGAAGAAGGCAUCGGAAAAGCCGUUUCUUGAACUAGAAGAUCUCAGUGAAAUGCCAUAUGCAUCAAAGAUGGUGAAAGAAUCUCUGAGAAUGGCGUCUGUCGUGCCGUGGUUCCCAAGAUUAGUACUUCAAGACUGUGAAAUGGAAGGAUACAAGAUUAAAAAAGGGUGGAAUAUAAACAUUGAUGCAAGAUCCAUUCAUCUUGAUCCUACCGUAUAUAUUGAACCUCACAAGUUCAACCCUUCAAGGUUUGACGAGGAAGCAAAAGCAAACAGUUUCUUAGCAUUUGGGAUGGGAGGAAGAACAUGUCUUGGACUUGGUAUGGCCAAAGCCAUGAUGUUAGUCUUUCUCCACCGUUUCAUAACCACUUACAGAUGGGAGGUGGUAGAUGGAGAUCCAAGCAUCGAGAAGUGGACAUUGUUUGCAAGAUUGAAGAGUGGAUAUCCAAUUCGUGUGUCACGUAGAUUGUAAUAUAUUAGUAUUAACUAGAUCUUAUAUAUGUAUAAACAAACUCAACGAGUGUGUUCCUAGAUACGAUGUUUAAUUUCAUAUCCAAAUGUAAUAUUAACAAUUUUGCAUUAA